AUGUUGUCCCAUGCACAUAUACCAAACGAAUUCUGGGCUGAAGCAGUCAAUACCUCGGUUUACGUGCGAAAUCGCAGCCCAACGAAAGCUUUAAAUGGUAUCACUCCGUAUGAAUGCUUGUUUGAAAAGAAACCUGAUGUGUCAAAUUUACGCGUAUUCGGAUGUGUUACAUACGUGCAUAUCCCCGACAAUCAAAGAAAGAAACUGGACGCAAAAUCUAGAAAGUCGAUUUUCAUGGGGUAUCCAGAAGGAGUGAAAGGAUAUAAGUUAUAUGAUCCUGUUUCUCGUAAAUUCCUUGGCAGUCGUGAUGUCAUAUUUCUGGAGAAGAAAUUUCAUGACUUUGAUGUUCAAACUUCAUCAAAUUUUGAUGAUCGCACAGAUGAUGAUAUUCUGAUAAUGAUUGAAGAAACUCCUGUUGACGCAAAUCAAAAUCAAGAUGAAAUUGCUAAUCAUCGAGUUGCAGAGAAUGCUGAAGGAAACCAGCAAGCCAAUGACCAGCGAGUGGGAGCAACCUUUGAAGAGACGUUUAUGAAUAAAGUUCGUAACGUUGGUGAACGCAGAAUGAGAAGACCACCCAAGAGAUUUGAUGAGGAAUGCUACUUAGCAAACGAUAGCAGAUAUUAA
Molecule: messenger RNA, 624 nt
Organism: Paramuricea clavata
Lineage: Eukaryota; Metazoa; Cnidaria; Anthozoa; Malacalcyonacea; Plexauridae
Source: the annotation of a GenBank genome assembly